GUGCAAAGUUCGUUGUUCUCAUUUUCACUUUCUUCUUUUACUUGCUAACUUGUCGAGUGUGCAGGCCGUCAGCGCGGGUUAGAGUCACCGUGUGUACAAACGACAGAAAGGGUGGUGCGAAAAUACCGGGUUUUUUUUGUUCUUCUUCUCUUGACGGACUCACCGUUGCAGCCAAUACGGGACUUCAUUCCGAGGUGUAGAGUGAGUACGCUGAGUGUUUACUUUCCUUUGUCUUCGUCUGUCAAGAAUCUGUUUGACCAAGGCGAGCUUGGAACGCUGAGGCGAAGUCGUGGCGGGUGUUGCUGCUCCUCUUUCGUUAUUUCAAUCUUUUUUUCACUCAGCUCCAUCUUGCGGGUGCCACGGAGGAAGAGUGGGUGGUGUGGUUUUCUCGUUGCCGUGUUUUCUGUAUAGCUCUUCUGUUCUUCUUUGAAAUAAACCCCCUUCCUUUCUUUACGAUCUGCUCUUCGUUGUGUGCGUGAGACGACGCACACACACACUCGGAUGUCAGGUCUUAUCUCUGUAGAGUCGCAGCUCGCCAGCACCGCGCAGCGCCACUUCCAGCUGCGAUUUGGCAAUGUACAGGCUCGCCGCGGCGAUGGCUGGCUUCUCCUCGCCUUCUCCCCGCUCGGUGCGGACAGCAAGAUUGAAGUGGAGGUGCAGUCGCUGUGCAACGUGCUGGUGCGGGAUGUGACAAACAGUCGCACUGCCUCGGUGCACCUCUCUGGCGAUGAGCUGGAAACACAGUUUGGAAAGCUGGCCGACAAGAGUGUCUCCUUCGCAAAGCUGCUGCGCGACUCCGGCGUCUCCCUCGGUGUGGACGGCGGGGGAAAGGGCAGCGCCGCCGCUGGGGGGCUGGACGGCAUCCCACACACGCCGGGGGUGGCGGAGAUGAUGGAGGUGCUGUACCACGACGUGGUGGCGGAGCAGAAGCACGGCGCCCUCGCCAUCGUCAACUUCCCCUCGUUGUUGUGUCCACACGGCACGCGCUGCGACGUGCAGGUGAAAGGCACCAUUUGCAUCAAAGCCUUCUCCAGCACCACGUCGUCGAUUGUCGCAGACUCGGAACUGGAGAUGGCAGUGGACGGCACCAACGUCGACGCCGCGGACGGCGCGAACGUCAGCGAGGACGGCGACGCAAAGAGCGGCGAGAACAACAUAGAUGAAGGAGACGACGGCGCCUCGAAGAACGGAACCAGCAAGCCCGAUCGCGCGAGUCCUUCGAAGUCGGCCGCGAAAACGCUGUGCAACGGUGCAGGCUUCGCGGAGCACUUGAGCUUGGAGGGCUCGAUUUUGCAGAAUUCGUACAGCGUGUUGAAGCUGCCGGAGGGCGAUUUGGCGAAGGUGUGGAUCGACACCCGCACCUGGGCCCAGGCGCUCGCGCUGAACGCGGAGAGCGCCGUCGACUCCGCCCUUCCCGCGGCGUGGCGCUCGAAGGCCUUCAACCUUGCCGAGGCGGCGGAGGUGCUGCGCAGGGUGCACCGCACGCUGGCGGACUACUGGAAUGAGAACCGUGCCGCCAACGCCGACCGGGUGAAGGUCAACACGCUGUCGCUGCUCAGCACCGUCUCCGGCGAUCUGCGCGAGUACCUGCGCAGUCAGAUUGAGCUGUAUAGCCCGGACUGGCGUGCACCGUGGCGCAUGCAGCUGGGAGAGCUGAGAAUGUCCGUCGCGCUGUGCAAGCAGUGGAACCAGAUUGUCGCACACCUCGUGAAACAUGACUGGGUCGGUUGGGAGAGCGGCAUGUACCACGACGAGAGCUUUGACAUGUUGGCGCAGCGACUGCACCAGGUCCUGCGCAUUCGCGACACCCUCGCCAGUGUGACGGUGCUGCAGGAGAAGAUACCGGACGGACUGCAGCCGGAGGUGAUCUUUGACGGCGUCAGCGCGGUCGAUCUGCGCACCGUGUCGUCCGCCACGUGGGAGUCGCGUGUAGCGACCUUUGAGCACGAAUGCUCCUUUAUGGAGCCGAAGCUGCGAAGUCGGGUUAAGCACCUCUUUCAGAGCCCGGUGACCGACACCGAGCUCCGCACGCUCCAGCAGCACAGCGCGCUCCUGCGCCGCGAAGGCGUUCGCACCGCUGUCGCACGCGAACUCGACGGCGUCGCCGCGUACCUCAAGGAGCAGUUGGACCGCAUCUUUGGGCGGUUUGAGAACAACAGCAAGCGCGCAUCCACCCCGCUUCAAAAGCUCCGCGCCGCUCGCGGCUGCGUGGCGGAGUGUGUGAUGGUGCCCGACGACGCCGGCAAGCUGUUCGGCUCCACGAGCCCUUUGCUGACCGACAUCACGAGCCAUGCACACGACCUGAUUGCGAAGGCGACGAAGGAGGAAACCGCAACAAUGGAGCUGUGGUGCUCGUCCAUUGAGCUGACAGCCCGCAAGGUGUUGGACCUGCAGGACGCCGUGGUGGUGGCCAAGGUGGAGGACCACAACGACGAACGAUACGCCUACCUCCUCACCUGCGCCGUCCAUCCCUCGCUGCGUAAGUUCAUGCAAGAGGUGCGAAACGUGCGUGCGUGGUUGAGCGACGCGGCCGCUUUUGAGCAGCAGCAGCAACAGCAGCAAGGUGGCAUGUUGGGUGAAGGUGGACGCAGCAGCACGGGGACGAGCGCUGGCACCGCUGGCACCGCCCCCUCUUCCCCCUCGGCCGCGUGGUGGCGGCUGAGCAGCUCAACGGAAAGCGCGAUCACCGCAUGCGAGCACCUUGUCCUGGCGGCGAUGCAGACCCAGCAGUGCGUGGCGAACCACAACACUGCCGUGUCCCAAAUCCUUCCGUGCACCCGUGCGAUGCUGACGUCUGCGAUUGAGCGGAGCAUGUCUCAGGUCCUCUACGCCGAUACGCCGCGGCGCACCGUCACGGCGGCCAACUAUCAAGAACUGGAGGGCGUCAACCUGCGUUUUCAGAACUCGAUCGAGGCGCUGAGCAGCGCGAACCGACAAGUCCGCCGCUUCCACGAGGAGUUCGGGACGCAGGUGAUGAACCUCAUGAAGGUGGACCUCACCACCCACAUGGAGGAGUGGCGCACGCGGGUGGACGACAUGCGCAGUCGCCUGGACGAGUUUCUCGCCACCCAGCACCUGUCUAACUACGACGAGUGGCGGCGGCACUGGGAUUGUCAGAUUUACAAGGCGUUGGAGUAUCAGUACCGUCGUGGGCUGGAGAGCUUGCAUGAGGAGAUGUCUGAGUUUAAGGUGGAGCUCGUCCUCAAGCAAGGCGCAGUGAACUUCAAGCCCAGCUUUGAGGCGAUUCGCGAGGCCUACUACGUGAAGCUGCGCGAGUUUGUCAGCGUGCCGCUGCGCUUCCGUGGGUUGCAGCCGAAGCGGCAGGAUGCGAGCUCCGCCUACGAGAUUUAUCCUCUGAUGCCGCUGACCAACAACGACCGCAUCGUCACGGUGCAUACCAAGGCCAUCGAACUCUUCGCGAAGCUGAACCGCGUGCGCAAGGCUUUUCGCUCCCACAUUGUCGUGAGUAUGUGCGGCCUCAACGGCUCGCCGGACCUCGACUCCGUGGUGGAGGCGUGGAUGGCGAAGAUGGACGGCCGCUUCGACGGGGGCUUCCGCACCGUAGAGGAGCACCGUGAAAAGAUGGGGAAGAUCGAGGAUGUCAUGAAGAUCGGCUGCUUCGCCAUCAGCACGGUGCCGGUCCGGGCGAGCAUUGAGGAACACCUGCACCGCCUCGAGGAUGCCCUCCUGAACGGCAUGCGCAAGCACAUCCAGUCCGCCGUGAAUGAAAUAGACGACUUUGUCUUCCGUGUAUCGAACUUGGUGGAGCGGCAGCCGACGACGAUGGACGAGGUGGGCGAGGCGAACAGGCGCUACAACGAGUCGCUGGAGCAGAUGAGCGUCUACGAGAAGAAGCUGGACGGCGUGCUGGAGGAGAACAAAGAGCUGCGCAAUCACGUCGGCACGUCCAUCGAACUCGGCGCGACGCGUGUGCGGUGGGACCACCUGAAGGAUGCCAUGACCUCGCACACCAAGGUGAUGGCCGCCGCGGUGUCGAAGAUGCGGGUCUCGCUGAACGGGUUAAUUCAGCGCUUUUUGAAGGAUGAGCAGCGGUUCGGCGAUGGAUGGAAGCGGCAGAAGUCGCAGCUGAUGCGGGCCUUUGGGGAGAAGGACACAAAGCUGAUCCACAAGCUGCUGCCGGCGAUGAAGGAUCAGCUGAACGACUUGGACGACCUGGACGCACAGGCGAAGGAGCUCGAGUCGAAGUGCGAGUUCUUUGGCCAAGUGAAACCCGUUUUCAGCGUGCUGCUGGACACGAAACGAGAUGCGACGGAGACGAGUGCGAUGUGGGGUCUUUACGACACCUUCGAAGAACAACUCGAGAAGCUGCGCAACGAGGACUGGCUGACCUUCCGCUCCCACACCUUUCAGUUUGAGGACUUCUGCAAGGAAUGGCGUACCACCCUCACCGCGAGGCUCGCCGGGUCGAAGGCGGCGGCGGCGGAUGAGAAGGGCAAGUCGUCUUCGUCCAAGGCCGGCAAGCAGGCCGCGGCAGAGAAUCCCAUUGCCUCCUACCUCCUGAACAUGGUCCAGGACUGGGUGGAGGUUGCACCGCUGCUGAAGUUCGUGCGUGGCGAUGGGUGGAUGACGGAGCACUGGAACGAGAUGUUCCGCCUGCUCGACAUUCCAAAAGGGACGACGAGCACGAACCUCCACUUUGGCAUGAUGUUAGACCACUACCAAAACUUGCUGGCGAAGGAGGACGAGCUGAAGCAGCUUCACGCCCGUGCGCAGGGUGAGAUUCAGCUUCGCGAAGCCUUGCAGGACAUGCGCACGUGGGCGCUCGAGGCGUUUUUCACGUUGACGCCGCCGACAGAGAGCGCCAGCAAGGUGCGCCUCAUCACAGACUGGAAGGAGAUCAUGACGCAGGUCAGCGACAAUCAGGCCUUGGUGAACUCACUCAAAGACAGCCCCUUCUUUGCUCACUUCGCCGAUGAGGCGGCUGGCUGGGAGGCAAAGCUGGUCUCCCUUUCACUCAGUCUGACGUUGCUGAACAGCAUUCAGCGCAAGUGGGCGUACUUAGAGCCGAUCUUUGCCCGCGGUGCCCUACCACACGAGCAGGCGCGCUUCAAACGAGUCGACAAGGAGUUUGUCACCAUCCUGCGCGAGGUCGAGGCAGACCCGCGAGUCAUGUCGCUUGCAAGCCAGAUGGACGUGAAUGAGCGAUUAAAAGGCGUCUUGGAGCAGAUCGAGCGCUGCCAGAAGUCGUUGAUGGAGUACUUGGAGGCAAAGCGUGGCAAGCAGCCGCGCUUUUACUUUAUCAGCGACGAGGACCUUCUAGAGAUGCUGGGCCACAGCCAGGACCCAUCUGUCAUUCAGGCGCACCUGAAGAAGCUGUUUAUGGGCAUCCACUCCGUCACCUUCAGCCCCGACAACAAAACCCUCACCCACAUGAUCAGCGCCGACCACGAGGAGGUGGCGCUGCGCACCCCCGUCUCGAUCACCAGCAACGACGUGGAGGAUUGGCUGCUCGCCCUCGACGCCAGCAUGCAGGAGACGCUGCACACGCUGCUGGUCAGCUGCGUCGGCCAAACCGACGCGACGACGCAGGACAGCGUCAGCCGUUACCCCUCGCAGGUGUUGCAGGUGGCGCAGGGCAUCCACUUCUCGCGCAAGGUGGAGGAGGCGAUCACGACGCAGUCGCUCAAGAAGGUCCUCGCCGAACUGCGGCAGCGGCUGGACGCCCUCACCGCGAUGACGGCGGAGUUGGGUGCGGUGGACGUGCUGAAGGCGAAGGCGCUGAUUCUCGACACGAUCCACAACAUCGAGGUGGUCGAGCUGUUGAUCACGCGCAACGUGCGCCACGUGGAGGAGUGGUGGUGGAAGAAGCAGCUGCGCUACCGCAUGGGUGACGGCAAGGCGAAGCACCGCUGCACGGUGCACAUGGCGGACACCACCUUCGACUACACCUACGAGUACCAGGGCAACGCCGCGAAGUUGGUGCACACGCCGCUGACGGACAAGUGCUACCUCGUGCUGACGAAAGGCAUGGACCUCGGCUACGGCGGCAACCCCUACGGCCCCGCCGGAACAGGCAAGACGGAGUCGGUCAAGGCGCUGGGCUCCGCCAUGGGCCGUCAGGUGCUCGUCUUCAACUGCGAUGAGGGCAUCGACUUCAAGGCAAUGGGACGCAUUUUUGUAGGCAUUGUGAAGUGCGGCGCGUGGGGCUGCUUCGACGAGUUCAACCGUCUCAAGAUCGACCAGCUUUCCGCCAUUUCGCAGAUGAUUCAAGUCAUUCAGCAGGCUCUGAAGUCGGGCGAGGCCAACUGCUUGCUGCUCGGUAAGGAGGUAAACGUCAAUGCGAACGCCGGCAUCUUCGUGACACUGAACCCGGCCGGCAAGGGCUACGGCGGCCGCACGCGGCUGCCCGACAACCUGAAGCAGCUGUUCCGCGAGGUGGCGAUGAGCGUGCCGGACAACGAGCUCAUCACAUCGACAAUGCUCUUCUCCGAAGGCUUCACGCACGCCAGGGCGCUUGCCACGAACAUCGUCGCACUGUACCGCCUGUGUGGCCAGCUGAUGAGCCGCCAGCAGCAUUACGACUGGGGCCUGCGCCCGCUGAAGGCAGUGCUGCGGUUGGGCGGUACCCUCGUCCAGCGCUGGAAGAAGGCAAACCCGGGCAAGACGCCGACGCAGAACGAUGAGACGGGGUUGGUGCUGCAAUCGCUGAACACGAACACGCUCAGCAAAUUGACCGCCGAUGACGCCCGCGUCUUCCAAGGCCUGCUGCGUGACGUCUUCCCCGGUGUGGAGUCGCGCGAGAUCACCUACGACAAGCUCGAGGCGGCGGUGAGUAGCGCGGUGCAGCUGCUCGGGUUGCAGCCCAUCGCCUCGCAGCAGAAGAAAGUGCUGCAGCUAUACGAGGCCCUGCAGCAGCGCACCGGUGUCGUGCUGGUGGGACCGAGCGGCAGUGGCAAGAGCACCCUCCUGAACAUUCUCCGCAAAGCCUUACAGACGAUGCACGUCAUCGUCCCCCUGCACGUGAUGAACCCCAAAGCCAUGCCGCGCCGGCGACUCCUUGGGUACAUGGACCCCGACACGCGGGAGUGGUACGACGGUGUGCUGACUGCGGCGGCGCGCAGUGUCGUGAAGCAGCCAAAAGAAGCGCGCCCGUGGAUCCUGUGCGACGGCGACAUCGACCCGGAAUGGAUCGAGUCCCUCAACUCUGUUUUGGACGACAACAAGCUGCUGACGAUGCCGAACGGCGUCCGCAUUCAGUUUGGCGCGAACGUCAACUUCAUCUUCGAGACGCACAGCUUGGAGUUCGCCUCGCCUGCCACGGUGUCCCGCAUGGGUGUGCUCUUCUUCUCCGAGAAAGACGUGCAGCUGGAGGCGGUGGUGGAGUCGGCGAUGAAGUGGAAGUCGCUGCAUGUGAAGAACGUGAUCAAACCGCUCAUCCUCAAGUACGUUUUUGCUGCCAUUGACGAGACACAGCGGCUGAACGACUUUACGGUACCCGUCACCCGCAUGGGCCUGCUGCGCACAUCCCUGCUCUACGUGAUGAAUACCAAGAAUGUGCAGGACUUCAUCUACUCCCUCGCACGCGGUCUCGGUGCUUGUCUGAAGCCGGAGUCUGCAACGAAGCUUGCGCGGUGGCUCUACUCCACCAGCGGCCAGCAGCCCUGCUCGGAGGCGCGGCCCUUCGACUCGUACUGGCUGGAGUCGCAGAACCGUGCGUUGGAGUUCACAGCCGAUCUGUCGACGACCGUGACCCCGACGGAGCUCCUCGCCGGUCGGGCACCAGUCGUGCAGACAAUCGAGGUGCAGCGUCUGGUGUCCAUGUUCCAGCCGCUCUUAGAUGACCCGAAGUGCACGCCGAUCUUCGUGGUGGGGCCGGAGGGGUGCGGUAAAGGUGCGCUGCUGGAGCACGUCUUCGCCGCCCGCCCGUCGUUUCGCACCGCAACGAUCAACUGCAGUGCGCAGACGAGCUCGACGCACGUCGUGCAGAAGAUCGAGCAGAUGUGUGUCAUGAUGAACUCGAACGUUGGCCCGAUCUACCGUCCGCGCGAAGGCGAGCGGUUGGUGAUCAUUCUCAAGAACGUGAACUUGCCUAAGGCGGACCGCUACGGCACCGUAGAGCUGCACUCCUUUCUGCAGCAGCUCAUUCUCUACCAGGGCUUCUACAACCAGGAUCUGGAGUGGAUCGGCACAGACCGCGUGCAGAUCGUCGCGAGCAUGAACCCAGCCCCGUCGGCGGGCCGCUACUCUGUCACGCCGCGACUGCUGGCGCUGUCAAGCAUCAUCGGUGUCUCCUACCCGUCCAAAACAAGCCUCCUGCAGGUCUACGCUACCUACUGGUCGCACCUUCUGCGGCAGACAGACAUCGGCCAAGGGAAGGACUAUGAAAAAGGCACCCAGCUGGCGCAGUUCAUGCUGCGGGUGUACGAGAAGGUGCGGCACCAGUUCGAGGGCGAGGAGUACGCACAUUUCUCCUUCUGCCCACGCCACCUCACCAAGUGGGUCACAAACGUGCUGCUGUACCACAUCGACACCCGCACGACGCUGCCGGCGGUGCUGGCGUACGAGGCCAGUCGCAUCUUUGCGGACUGCCUGCCGCGCGCUGAGGACCGUCGCCAAGCGUUGCGCACCUUCGCCGAGCAGCUCGCCGCGAUUGGGUACGCCGUCCCGCCGAAGGAGGACCGCUUUGCGACGAUGUUUGUGACCUGGUUCGACAAGGACGACGCCGCGGCUGCGACGACGAAGAACGACUCGGACACCGCUGACAACACUGCAGUGAUGGAUGGCGGUGACCAAGCGGACGGUGCGGCCGCAUCGCCGCCGGCCGUGAAAGGCACCCGCCGACUGUUGAAGUUGCAACAGAAGAAGUACGACGACGUCCGCGACGAGGUCAAGCGUGUGCUGCUGCGGUACAGCCGUGAGUUCAAAGAGCUUCAUGUUCCCGCCAUCCCGGACAUUCUUUGCUGGGUGACCUAUGUCGACCGCGUCCUUGCGCGACCAGGCGGGCAUUUAGUCUUGGUGGGCAGCACCGGUGUUGGCCGCCGCAGCGCUGUCCUGCUAGCCGCCUAUCAACAGCGCCGCGAGGUGGUGUCGCUCAACAUGACGCAGGAUUACGCGCUGAAGCAGUUCCGGCUGGACCUGCGCGGUCUCAUCCAACGAGCGACCUCGCAGAACACGCCGAUGGUGCUCUUGCUUGAGGAACACAACAUUGUCGACGAGGCCUUCUUAGAAUACAUCAACAGCCUGCUGAGCAGCGGCGAGGUGCCAGGUCUGUUCACGCAGGAGGAGAUGGAGACGAUGUUCUCUGCGAUUCGCGACGACGCCGCCAACGACGGCCAUAUGGGUGCGAUCUACACCUACUUUGUCGAGCGGCUGCAGCGCAACCUCCGCGUGGCACUCUUGAUGGACCCACGGCACGAACUCUUUCUCAUCCGCCUGCAAUCGAACCCCGCCUUGAUCAGCCGCUGCGAGUUGCUGUGGAUGGGUUCUUGGAGUAGCGAGAUGACCAAGACGAUCUGCAAGACGGCGCUGAAGGACGAGAUCGCGGCGCUGGAGGCGAGCCCGGCCAACAAAGGCUUCUCCGUGCAUCGUGAGAUCAACGCCAUGCACGAGGGCAUGGGGGAGCGGUCGACGCCGCACGAUGUGCAGGUGCUCAUCAACACCUUCCGCGCCAUGCUGGCGAGCAAGAGUCACUCGAGCAAGGAGAAGAUGGCGCGCUUCGAGGUCGGUCUGGCGAAACUGAAGGAGGCAGAGGAGAGCGUGGAGAAGGUGAAGGAGGACGUCGCAUACAAGAAGAAGGACGUGGAAAAGAUGCAGAAGGCGGCGGACAAGGCGCUCAACGAAAUCCAGACCAGCAUGCAGGAGUCGCAGGAGCAGCGCGACGAGGCCGCUGCUCUAGAGGAGCAGCUGAAGGCGGAGCAGAAAGAUAUCGCAACCAAUCGCGGCAAGGUGGAGGAGGAGCUGAGCAGCAUCAAGCCGAUGAUGGAGGCCGCCCGCGACGCCGUGAGCUCCAUCCGCAGCGAGCAGCUCAACGAAAUCCGUUCCCUCCCCUCCCCACCGGAGGCUAUUCGAGUGGUGCUGGAGGGCGUCUUGGCGCUGCUGGGCGUCAACGACGUGUCGUGGCAGUCGAUGCGGCAGUUCCUCGGCGAGCGGGGGGCGAAGCAGCGCAUUCUUGACUUUGAGGUGAAUAACGUGACCGCCGACAUCCGCCGCCGCGUCGACAAGCUGCUGCGCGAGCGGGCCGCGUUCUUCAAGCCGGAGACGAUCCAACGCGCGUCUGUCGCGGCGGCGCCGAUGGCGGAGUGGGUCAAGGCGAUGCUGGAGUACUCGACGAUUAUGGAGCGGAUUGCGCCGCUGACGCAGCAGCUGGAGCAGCUGGAGAGCAACCAGAGGGAGGGCGCGGCGAAGCUGGAGCACCUGCAGAAGAAGCUGAAGAAGAUCGACGUGAAGGUGAAGGAGCUGCGCGAGGGCUUCUCAGAGAAGUGCAAGGAGGCGGAGCGGCUGCGGGCGAAGCUGAAGGCCGCGGAGGAGGAGCUUGGCAAGGCGAAGGAGCUGCUGGACAAGCUGAGCGGCGAGAAGGAUCGCUGGGCUGGAGAGGUGAGGUCGAUUGGAGAGGCGAACGACUCCAUGCCGAAGCGCGCCCUCGCUGCGGCGGGCUUCUUGACGUACCUCGGUCAGGAGACGGAGAGUGGCCGGCGCCGCUACCUCAAGACGUGGUGCGACCGCCUGAACCUUACGGAGGUGGUGGAUGUGACACGCUUCUUGCGCACGGAGGGCGAGCUGCUGCAGUGGAAGUCGGAGGGGCUGCCAGCGGAUGACCUGAGCUUGGAGAACGCGGUGGUGAUGCUGGACACGGAGCAGACGCCGCUGAUUGUCGACCCAGCGAGCAAGGCGGUGGAAUGGGUGAAGGAGCACCUAAAGGCGGCGAACGUGGUGGUCGAAGUCAUCUCCAUGCACGACGAGCGUUUCACUCACACCCUGGAGCUGGCCAUUCGCUUUGGCAAGACGCUGCUCGUGACGGAGGUGAGCACCAUUGCACCGUUGCUGUACACCGUGCUGCGCCACGACCUCACCUCGGCCGGCUCGAAGCGGGUGGUGCAGGUGGGCAACAAGGCCGUGGAGUGGCAGGACAGCUUCCGCAUUCUUCUCUUCUCGCGGCAGUCGGCGGUGAACCUCUCACCGAGCGCCGCGGCGCUCGUGGCGGAGGUGAACUUCUCGGUGACCAGUCUUGGGCUGGAGGGGCAGCUGCUCGGCGUGACGCUGCAGCGCGAGCGCCCCGAGCUGGAGAAGCAGAAGGUCGAGCUACUCAAGAAGGAAGAGGGACUGCAGCUCGAGCUGAACAAGCUAGAGCAGCGCCUCCUGGACGACCUGGCGGACUCGCAAGGUAGCUUGCUGGAGAACACGCAACUGAUCAAGUCGCUGAACGAGGUGAAGGUUCAGGCAUCGCACAUUGAGGAGUCAUUGAAGAUGUCGCGCGACCUGCAGACGGAGUUGGAUGAGAAACGAGAAGUCUACCGACCAUUCGCCCACCACGGCGCGACGCUAUUCUUUGUCAUUCAGGACAUGGAGGCGCUCAACCACAUGUACCAGUUUGGCAUCACCGACUAUAUUGCCCUCUUCACGCAGGCGUUGACGACCUACAAGGGCAGCAACAACGCAGCUGAAAAGGUCCAGGUGCUCGUGGCCAGCUUUACGAAGACGUGCUUCCACAACGUGGCGCGCGGGCUUCUCAAGAAGGACCGCCUUGUCUUUGGCCUCCACAUCUUGCACGUUUUGUGGCCGUCCGCCUUUCCGCAGGAUUUAUGGGAUGCUCUCGUCGGCACCAUCACCAACGUGACGGCCGUCGACGACUCGCAGCUGCCGCCGUGGGCGCCGGUGUCGAGCAAGAUCAAGUACGCCGGCAUCCUCUCCAGCAGCACCGGCAAACUGCUCGUGGAGAAGUGGGAGGUGCGACAGACGCAGAAGUGGACCACUGUCAUGCAGUCCCCAGCGCCGGAGCAGGCCCUGCUGGGUGAAGCAAGAGCAGAGCAGCCACGUGCGGCGGGCUUUUCUGACAUGGAGCAGCUGCUCUGGAUCAACACGUUUCGACCCGAUCGAAUGGCCGCGGCGUCGCUGCAGAUCGUCCUGCGCAAACUGGGGCUCCCGUCGCUCGCUCCGGUGGUGUCCUUGGAGGAAACCAUUCUGGGCACCCGCUGCAGCUCUCCGGUUCUCUUGGUCACCUCCAGCGGCGCGGACCCAAGCGUGGAGAUACAGGAUGUCGCGAACCACCUCGUCGGCAAAGAGCGCUUUGUGCAGAUUGCCCUCGGUGGCGGACAGACCGACGCCGCGCUCCAGCAGGUGCGCCGCUGUGCCGCGCAGGGUGACUGGCUGCUCCUCAAGAACCUCCACCUGGUGCUCAGCUGGGCGUCGGUGCUGGAAAACGAGUUGUGCUCGAUGCCGGAGCCGAACUCCGACUUCCGCCUCAUCAUCACCACGGAGCAGCACGACCUGUUCCCGAGUGUGCUGCUGCGCAUGUCCAACAAGGUCGCCGUGGAGGCCCCGCCCGGUGUGAAGCAGAAUGUGUUGCGCACCUACGGUCUGUGGGACAAGGCGUUCUUGUCCGCGCAGACGCCCAUCGGGGCGCGCCUGCUCCUCGGCCUGGCGUGGUUUCACGCGGUGGUGCAGGAGCGCCGCACCUACGUCCCACAAGGGUGGUCGAAGUUCUACGAGUUCUCCCCGGCAGACUUGAAGGCGGCCACCGACGUCCUGACGACGCUGACAAAGCAGCCCGUGCUGGAUUGGGUCACCCUCAUCGGGUUCCUCGAGAACUGCCUGUACGGCGGUCGCCUGGAGAGCCCGGCUGACGAGAUGGUGCUCCAGCUGCUAAUUCGCAACUACUUCAACGAAAAGGUUCUGCUUCAGGACCAGGUGCAGCUCUUCCCGGGCCUCACGGCGGCCACGGCCGGACAGCACGACAACGUGGUGCAGUUGUUCCAAAGCAAACUCCCCGACGUCGACCCGCCCGCGCUGCUCUGCCUGUGCAACAACGCCGACCGCACGGUGCAGGAGGAGGUGGCGCACAGCAUGCGUGAGUCACUGCGCGAGCUCGGCAAAGAGGAACAUACGGCGCAGACAAGCGGGGAGCAGUGGCGGGGGCGACUGAACCCGGUGCUGGAGGUGUGGCGCAGCAGCGGGGUGGCUGCGGUGGGCGUGCCGCCGCUGGUGUCCAGUCAGAACAACGGCGACCCGACCCCAAUGGAGGUGUUCUUCAUCAGCGAAGUGAAUUUGCUGGGUGCCAUCAUCAAGGACGUGAGGGCGUACUUCGCGACGCUACAGGCGGUUGCGGACGGCACCAUCAUCCCCGACGUCGAGCUGCGUGCGGAGGCGACGGAGCUGAUGAGCGGCCGAAUGCCGAGUCGCUGGCUCGAUCGCAUGGACGGCCCGCACGAGUCGAAGAUGUGGUUGGCGCUGCUCACCCGCAAGUAUAACACGACCAGCGCGAAUUUGAAGCAGCCGCUGAGCCAGUCGGCCCUCUACGACCUGUCGGCCCUGCUCCGCCCGCAAACCUUCUUCAACGCGCUGCGCCAGCACACCGCGCGUGUCAGCCGGUCUCCUCUGGUGGACCUCGUCCUUGUUGCUGCGAUGGGGGGCGUGUCGCAGGCUUCGGUCACGGUGAAGAUCGCCGCAUCGAGUCUGCAGAUUCAAGGUGCGGGCAUCACGCCCGAUGGUCGUCUGACGUCUGUCCAGGCCAACUCGCCCUCGUCGAUUCCGCUGCCGGACAACAUCACGGUGGGCUGGGUGGACGCCGGCAAGAUCGACGCAGCGAAGAGCAGAGCGACGAUUCCCGUCUACGCGGAUGCGGAGCGGCAGACGUCGAUUUUUCCUCUGCAGAUUCAAUGCGGGAGUGAGGCGGAGAUCGUCAAGGCGGCCCUCAACAGCGUGGCGUGCUACCUGGUGAAUCUUUGA
Messenger RNA from Leptomonas pyrrhocoris, 13902 nucleotides. RefSeq names its product putative dynein heavy chain. The record is from RefSeq and is a predicted model, not a curated record. Gene Ontology annotation, cellular component: dynein complex. Lineage: Eukaryota; Euglenozoa; Kinetoplastea; Trypanosomatida; Trypanosomatidae. Gene Ontology annotation, biological process: microtubule-based movement. The transcript has a single exon. The coding region runs from base 502 to 13902 and encodes 4466 amino acids. Gene Ontology annotation, molecular function: dynein intermediate chain binding; ATP hydrolysis activity; minus-end-directed microtubule motor activity.